AACAGCAUGAUUAGACUUAUUCUGUUCGUUAGUCGUGUGGUAGCUGUAGUAUUCAUUGCCGGUGUCGAAUCAAAUGAUGAUAUCCAGGAUCAAGGUGUACAAAAAGAAAAUUGGAGUCAACGUUCAGAGGUUUACUCUUCGGAAGGCCGUGUACGGGUAAACCAAUGUUAUUCGUGUAUUGACUGCCCAGUGGUCUUGGGAAACACAACAUUCAAGACCUGCCCUUCAACAAAUGACAGAUGGAAGAACAAAAAAUGCAUUGUGUAUUCGGAACUUUAUAGUGAUAUGAAAAUGCCUUGGUACAUUCGUGACUGCGUUUCCGAACGUGGUACUUGUGCUGAUUUAAAGAGCGUGCACGACGCUUACAACAACAUAGUGAAGCUCGACUUUUGCUUCGAGUGCGACGGAGACAGAUGCAAUAGGGUGUCCCGUUCUCUCCCCGUCACCUUCUUUGUCGUAUUUGUUGUACCGGUGGUUACGAAACAUACACUCUCAUAGUUACGCAACGCCGCCAAAACAUUCUAAUUUCACUUCGGAACACGUUAGCAAUAACCAAGUUUAUUGAAUUGAUUUCUAAAAGAAUAAAAUUAACGACGA
This is a messenger RNA of Bombyx mandarina (wild silkworm), 597 nucleotides long. RefSeq lists its product as uncharacterized. The record is from RefSeq and is a predicted model, not a curated record. NCBI's taxonomy places the organism in Eukaryota, Metazoa, Arthropoda, Insecta, Lepidoptera, Bombycidae.